GUGUGUGUGUGUGUGUGUGUGAAGGGGGUUUGGUUUAGAGGGUCUGGAGCUCUCUGCUUCAGAGGAGUGGCUCCAGAAUACCGCAGUAAAGUUUGAGGCAUCAGUUCUGCUCCUUCACUCCACUGUAAACAUCCUGAGCAGCACAACAUGAUGUGGAUUUACAUCUGAUUUACAGGCUCCCUCUGAGGACAUGUAGGAUCGCGGAGAACACUCUUUCAGCCCUGAAUACUGCUCGCAGACGCUUCUGACUGAGGUGAGGGGGUGUUAGUGAUGGAGCUGGAGAAUCGCGGUGGGCUCCACAUGGGGUCAAAGGUCAACAAACUCACCUUGGGUUUCCAGCGCAGCUCCACGUCAGAUGAUGACUCCGGCUGCGCUCUGGAGGAGUACGCCUGGGUGCCGCCCGGACUCAGACCAGAGCAGGUCGCGCUGUAUUUCUCAUGUCUCCCGGAGGAUAAAGUCCCGUAUGUGAACAGCCCCGGAGAGAAACAGCGCAUUAAACAGCUCCUGUACCAGCUGCCUCCUCACGAUAAUGAAGUGCGGUACUGCCAGUCUCUGAGCGAAGAGGAGAAGAAGGAGCUGCACAUGUUCAGCAUACAGAGAAAGAAAGAGGCGCUGGGACGAGGAACGCUCAAAAUACUGCCCCGCACCGUACAUCAUGCAGCGUGUGAACAUUGUGGAGAGCGUCUCGGCGGGGGGGAGAUGGCGGUGUGUGUGUCGCGGGCGGCAGCAGCAGGUCAGUGUUGGCAUCCGGCCUGCUUCACCUGCUCCACCUGCUCGGAGCUCCUGGUGGAUCUCAUUUACUUCUAUCAUGAUGGGAAAGUGCACUGCGGCCGACACCACGCUGAGCUCCUGAAGCCCCGCUGCUCCUCCUGUGAUGAGAUUAUAUUUGCGGAUGAAUGCACAGAAGCAGAAGGCCGGCACUGGCACAUGAAGCACUUCUCCUGCAGUGAGUGUGAGGUUAUUCUGGGUGGCCAGCGCUACAUCAUGAAGGACGGACGGCCGUUCUGCUGCGGGUGCUUCCAGUCGCUGUAUGCCGAGUACUGCCAGGCCUGCGCACAGCACAUCGGUGUGGAUCAUGCCCAGAUGACGUAUGACGGCCUUCACUGGCACGCCACAGAUGCUUGUUUCAGCUGCGCUCAGUGUAAAAGCUCCCUGCUGGGCUGUCCGUUUCUACCCAGACAGGGCAGAAUCUACUGCUCCAAAGCCUGCAGUUUGGGAGAAGAUGUGCAGGCUUCAGACUCCUCCGAUUCUGCCUUCCAGUCCGCCAGGUCCCGCGAGUCCCGCCGCAGUGUGAAGAUGGGAAAAAGCAGUCGUUCCGCAGACCAGUGCCGACAGUCGCUUUUAUUUUCACCCGCAAGCAACUAUAAGUUCCCGGGACUCUCCGGAAACGCUGAUGACACCCUGUCCAAACGGCUAUCACAGCUAAACUUUGCUGAUAAUCACUUCUGGAGGAAUAGAGAGGAUCAGGAGGCUCCGGAAGACCACGAGGAAUGGGCCGAACAUGACGACUACAUGACACAACUCCUGCUCAAAUUUGGCGAGCACGGGAUGUUUCAGGACACCAGGACUGAUCUAUCAAUCUGGACGGAUUCUGAGCUCAAGAAUAAGACCGGCAGUGGUGGGAACAGCAGUCUGGCAAGUAAGAAAUACAAGGCAGACAUGUACUGGACUCAGUCCCAGGAUGGGCUAGGAGACUCUGCGUACGGGAGCCACCCCGGUCCCGCCAGCAGCAGAAAGCUCCAGGAUCUGGACCUGGAGCAUGGAGCGAGCUUUAAACAUGAAGACAAUAAGCAGUGGUUUAAUGACUCGCUAGAAUGCAUCACUGAUCAACUUAAAGAAGCUGAUCUGAACAUCAGAGACUCCAUGGACUCUUUAGCGCUCUCCAACAUCACAGGUGCUUCAGUUGAUGGCGAUAUUAAAGACAAGCCCUUGCUCUUCUCCCUACAAAAGUUCUCUGAUCUGGAUCGCUGUGAGAACACGAGUAACAUGGGAACGCUGAACUCCUCGAUGAAGAGCCUGACGUCUGAUCUGGACCGAACUCAAGUGAUAGAGGAACAGCAGGAGCAGGGCGUACCGAGCCCUGAGGUACACCCCAAACCACCGCGCUUACCUGUGCUGAGAAGAUCAAAGUCCCAGUCCAAAACACAGCAGGUGAAGUUCUCUGAUGAUGUCAUAGAUAACGGGAGAUACGAUGAGCUGAAGGUUCGACAGCCGCCAAUGAGCGAACGAACUCGUAGACGAGCAUUUCAGUUUGACGAACAAGAUCAUCAGCGGCCGCGGCAUCACCACAGAAGAAGAAGAAGCCGCAUGUCUCGGUCGGAUAACGCACUUCAUUUGGCACCAAAAGAAGAAAAGCCUCGGGUUUGCUUUAAAGAUGAUCGUCGGAAGCAUGGAUUGGGUCAUAAUGGCGCUCAGUAUGGCGACGGUUUGCGUACGGAGAGAUUUACACGUCUUUAUGAAGACGAUUGGUGCUCCACGUGCUCUUCCUCAUCGUCAGAAUCAGAAGAGGAAGGGUUUUUUUUGGGUCAGCCGAUUCCUCAACCUAGACAACCUCGGUACCAGUAUUACGCUUCAGAUGAAGCUGCUUUCGGCACAAGGACAAAGUCCAAACAGAAGAGAGGACGGAAAGGCAAAAACUGUAUUAUUUCAUAAGACAAAAUAAAGCUGAGUGAUGUUUGAUUCAGUUGAUCUGCAUCUGAAUGGCAAAGCUUUUAUUUUGAAAUAAUGUUUUGAGAGCGAGCGCAUUGUGUCAUAAUCUGAAGGCCACGCCCACUUUGAGAGAGGGGGGGGGCAAUCUAACACAGUCAAUUGACUUUGUAUUGAUGUGAACAGUAAAAUAAUCAGUAUUACAUUUUUAUUAGCUUUCAACCCCCAAAAAUUAGCAUAAUAUUGACACAAAAGUCGGG
Danio rerio (zebrafish) is the source of this 2906-nucleotide messenger RNA. The record is from RefSeq and is a predicted model, not a curated record. NCBI's taxonomy places the organism in Eukaryota, Metazoa, Chordata, Actinopteri, Cypriniformes, Danionidae.